AUGACUCUGCACAGGCGGCCUGGUGCGCAGCGCCGCUGCACUGGUUGCGUCGUCAGGCACAAAUUGCUUGCAAGCCCCGACGCGCAAUCCAAUGAACGACCCAAGGGACCACAUCUGGCCCUUGGAGCGAGCCACGUAUCGUGGGCGUGUGGACGCUCUGCUCGCCGCCUCUUGAAAACCGGCUGCCGUCCCCAGCCUUUCCCACUGGCCCUCGCCGGCCCUGCUGGCUUGCUGGCUCGCUGGCUCGCAACGGCCAAGCCAGGCAUGCAGCAGGUGCAGCAGAUGCAGCAGAUGCAGCAGACGCAGCAGCCGGCUGACUGGAGCGCUCCGCCUCGACCGCGACUGCUCGUUGUAGUUGCGACGGCCGUCUGCGCCGGCGUGCACAGUGCUACGCCUGCGGCCCUGCGACCAAGUCGCCCUGCCCACGAGAAACAUAUUGCAAUCACAACACGCCUGCGGCCACCAGCGCCGGCCUCCACGCGCGCGCCUUCGUCACCCUCGACGCUCGCUGUGCUGAGCUCGCCGGUCGCUCGCGCCCGCGUGAAAAUUGUGCCAGGCGUGCGUGCAGCGUGUGGCCGCAUGAGCAGCUGCCCUUCCGUUUCUGGCCGUAGCCCGCCGUCGGCCAUGUCGCUUUUGGAGCCAAAUGGAUCCCACGGCAUUCUGGCCCAAGGGAUCGAAGGCAGUCAGGCCUUGCUCACAUCUUCGUGA
Boeremia exigua is the source of this 708-nucleotide messenger RNA. RefSeq lists its product as uncharacterized. The record is from RefSeq and is a predicted model, not a curated record. Lineage: Eukaryota; Fungi; Ascomycota; Dothideomycetes; Pleosporales; Didymellaceae. The transcript is spliced from 2 exons. Bases 1 to 708 code for a protein of 235 amino acids.